This is a messenger RNA of Mycena citricolor, 3129 nucleotides long. The record is from the annotation of a GenBank genome assembly. NCBI's taxonomy places the organism in Eukaryota, Fungi, Basidiomycota, Agaricomycetes, Agaricales, Mycenaceae.
UAAAGCUAUGCUGCAUCUGCCGGUAAGCUUUCCUUGGCCUCGCAGUCGCGGGUCUGAUAGGCAACUCAGGAUGCCUUUCAUCGAGCCAACGACCGCUCGAAGCUGUGCGCAUACAUUCUGCCGAGACUGUAUCGUGGAAGCUAUGGCACAUGCACAGCAGUGUCCAGUCGAUCGGUCGCCGCUUUCCGAAGAGCAGCUGGAGCCCGCAAAUGGGAUCAUUCGCUCGCUGGUAGACGAACUGAUUGUGGAAUGCGUCCACAGCUCAUCCGGGUGCAGAUACACCUGUCAGCGUCACCUGCUCACUGCGCACAUCCUUGAUGCUUGCCCGUUCAGCACUGUGUCGUGUCCGCUCGGAGAAUGCGAUCAGAACAUGCUAAGAAAGGACACGGGAGCCCAUCAGUGCCACACUGGACUCGAUCCAUCGGCAAGCGAUGCUGUGCAGACGGAAGAUGGCAGCCUAAAGGAGGAUCGCACAGAAGUAGAAGGCACCCCAGCUCUCUGCGACUUCUGCGAGAUGACGGUUGCCCCGUCGGGACUAGUUGCACACCAAUCCGCCUGUUCCGCGGCGCCAGUCCAGUGUAUUCACGCAGUGCACGGCUGCGGUUGGACUGGACCGCGCGCCGAUCUGGAUCCCGAACACCUCCCCUGUUGUCCAUAUCACGCGCUUCGCUCCUUCUUCGCAUUGAACAACACUCGAUUCGAUCGCAUAGCCGAAGAGAAUCUCAUCCUGCGUCACAAGGUGGAAAGCUUGGAGAGGUUCGCUCAGACGAUGAACCGGGAGCUUUUGGCUGUCAAGUCCGCGCUAGGUCCCUGGUUUAGGCCCGAGGGUGUCCGAGUCUAUCCCACAUCUGACUCGCUCGCGACCCCCGUAUCGCCUACCCAGCCACCUCCUAAUGCGCAAGAUCUGUUCGCCGCGUAUUUUCCCGCUGAAGAGUCUGACCAACCGCCAUCACCCACGAGUGCCGGUGCGAUAUUCGAUAUGGGGAUGCAGCCGCGUCAGAGUUCAGCCGGGCCAUUCAAUGCUCGACACGCAGCUGCCAUCGCUCCAUUGAAUCUGUCGAGCACGCUAGAAGGCACGUUCACCAGCCUGCGAGAGUCGGUGAUUGGGCUCGCGAGUGCCGUCGACUCUCUUGGUCGGAGGAACGACAUUGCUCUUGGGAACGAGACACUGCGGCUCAACGAGGAGGUGAUGUCGCUGCGAGCGACGAUGCACGGCCUCAGAAUGCAGGUCCAUAACAUAAUGAUGGACAGGAACGCUCAAGUUACAGGACGAAGCGCGGACAGCGUUGCGCUUGCAGAUGGUGCCUGGCCAGGACGGUUUCUGCAUGGGCAGUCGAUAACCAAGCUGUGACAGGUGUUUAUUUGCAACAAAAUAUUACAUUGCACUGGUAUUGUAAAAGAGGAUAUUGUACUUGUAGGAUGGCUAUGGUAGUCAGCGGCCCCGGCGUGAAGAAUAACAACAACAAAUAUUACAAGGAGCGAACUGUGGUUUAGCAUAACAUUUGCGAAACGAUGCGGGUGGUGAACAGUCGCCAGCUGGAAGCGAUUAAAUGUGCAAGGAGAUCCAAUGAUGUCCAUGAAUAAGAGAGCUAUAAGAUAGAGUUGGGACUCGUGUGUUGUGGUGGUGGUGGUGGUGGUGGUGGUGGUGAUGAUGGUCGUUUCAAGACAAAAUUCAAUCCCCGCUCAUGAAUACACAAAAGAGCCGCCGUCCCCUCCAUGCGACUGGUAAAAGGACUCCUGCUGUCCAAAACCGGGGCUUUGGAACGGCCCAGCGCUUUGAGGCUGAGCAGCCGACGAGUAGGCGAACGAGUCGUAGUUGAAUUGCAGUUCAGACGUUGGUGGCGCGGACUGAGGAUAAGUCUGGUCGAAAAAGAACGUCGAGUUGUGGCCUGCAUCAUUCGUGUUCAUCUCCGCUUCUUGCUUAGAGUGCAGUGCGAAGCUCAAUUCGCUCCCCGAAGCAGUCCCGUUGCCUGCUAGGUGCGGGCUCGACCCUGCAGACACCGUUGAGGACGGCGAUGGGUAGCCCAAAGUAGCUUGUCCAUCUUGCUCAAAGCCAUCGGAUGGCGCAUAGUGACCCAAAAGACCCUCGGCAACACUGGCGCGCCGAGGACCCAUAUCCAGAUGCGACAUGCCGAGAUCGAGGUAGCCAGGCGCAGGGCAAGACUCCCGCCGCAUGCUGCGGUAGUCGGGUGCUUCUCCCGCGCUACCAACGUCAGAGAAGUAGGCGCUAGUUGCGCUCGAUUCGCUAGCGAUCGAGCUGAAACGCGACAUCGGGUAAGAAGCGGAGCUAUCGUCCUCAGAAGUGGCAUCGUCACGAGGGAAAGAAAAUCCGCUAAAGUCCACUGGGGAGCUGCGCUCGCUGUCGGAGGUCGACGCAACACCAAACGAGUAGCCUGGAUUGGGCAACGGCCCAGGAAUCGGGGCCGCAACGGUUCGCGAAGAGACAGGAUACAAUUGUCCGUCGGGAAGAGAAGCACGGAUGGAAUGGAACGGCGACAGUGGUGACGGAGACGGCGAGGUCGACAUGUGGUUAUAACCGCGGCUUUCCAUAGAGGCGUGUCUGGUGUGAGGCUGGAUAGGCAUUGUCGAACGAUGGGCGAGGCCCGGCCGAUUCAUAUACCCCCGGCUCAUCUGACGCCCUUGCGACAAUCGCUGAGUAGCCAGCACGUUGUUCUUAGCUCGAACAAUGUGGGCGUAAGGGUUCGAAGCCAAGCGGACCAAGCUGGCGUCGACUGACCGACGGCGAGCGAGCGGAUCGAGAGGGUCCACGAGUGGGGGACCGUAGUUUAGAGAAUUCACGGGCAAGGAACCGCGGCGGCUCAUGUGUGAGGGCAGAUCGAACGAGGCAUCCUCUGGUGUGUCGGUGACUGGCGAGCCCUGCCAAGAGGAGUCACUCGAAUCUGUCAAUACAUGGAGCUGGGGAGGAGAGGUGAUAGUAGGACUCGGGGAUGAGCUCGUCGAAGGGUCGACGGCGACCUCGCUUGGCGACGACUCCGAUCCAUCCAGGUCCUCGGAAGAUCGUGGUGAUGGCGAUUCUCCUUCCUUCCUUGGCAGCGCACCAGAGGUCUUGUUGAGACUUUUCACCGCUUUGGACUUCUCCUUCGCGCGGCGGUUCUGAAACCAGACCUG